AUGAUGAUGAAGAACUUCAGCACUCAGAUCCUCUUCUCUGGAAUGGGCAGUAACAGCAGCAGUCAGUUCAUGGGAUUACAGCUUCUCCAUUCCUUCAAACCUCUCAUUAUCCCCUGUUACUCACUUGUGGUAUGCAUAGGCAUUAUUGGCAAUUACCUCCUCAUCUACGUCAUCUGCAAAACCAAGAAGAUGCACAAUGUCACCAACUUCCUUGUAGGAAACCUGGCAUUUUCUGAUAUGUUGAUGUGUGCCACAUGUGUGCCACUCACCUUGGCUUAUGCAUUUGAACCACAGGGAUGGGUUUUUGGCCACUUCAUGUGCUAUUUUGUCUACUUGAUGCAGCCGGUCACUGUGUAUGUUUCAGUCUUCACCUUGACAGUAAUAGCUGUGGACAGAUACCAUGCCACAGUAUACCCUCUGAGGAGAAGACUCACCAUUCCCAUCUGUGCCUACAUUUUGUCUGGUAUUUGGUUGCUAAGUUGUCUGAUGGCCACACCAGCUUUGGUUCACACCUACCACAUUGAGUUUCCAGACUUGGAUUUAUCCAUCUGUGAGGAGUUCUGGUUUGGAAUGGAGAAGAAACGCCUUGCCUAUGCAUAUAGCACUCUGAUUCUCACUUAUGCCCUUCCCCUGAUUGUCAUCUCACUGUCCUACCUCAGGAUAUCUGUCAAGCUGAAGAACAGAGUGGUUCCAGGGAACAUUACUUAUAUUCAGGCUGAGUGGGAUAGAGCCAGGCGAAGGAAGACCUUCCGUUUGUUGGUGCUAGUUGUUGGGGCUUUUGGGGUGUGUUGGCUGCCUCUGCAUAUAUUCAAUAUUAUGAAAGAUAUUGAUAUUGAUCUCAUUGACAAACAAUAUUUUAACUUGGUACAGCUCUUGUGUCACUGGUUCGCAAUGAUGUCUGCAUGCACCAACUCAUUCCUCUAUGCCUGGCUACAUGACAGCUUCAGGGGGGAACUGAAGAAGAUGUUCUUAUGGAGGAGAAGGAGGGUUGGACCCACAGCCCCAUGUGUUCUAAGUGUGGUUCUCUAA
Molecule: messenger RNA, 1029 nt
Organism: Pseudophryne corroboree (corroboree frog)
Lineage: Eukaryota; Metazoa; Chordata; Amphibia; Anura; Myobatrachidae
Gene: PRLHR
Product: prolactin releasing hormone receptor
Exons: 1
Coding region: 1-1029 (342 amino acids)
Biological process (GO): G protein-coupled receptor signaling pathway
Cellular component (GO): plasma membrane; neuron projection
Molecular function (GO): neuropeptide binding; neuropeptide Y receptor activity
Source: RefSeq, a predicted model, not a curated record